Messenger RNA from Telopea speciosissima, 2185 nucleotides. Its product is annotated as electron transfer flavoprotein-ubiquinone oxidoreductase, mitochondrial. Lineage: Eukaryota; Viridiplantae; Streptophyta; Magnoliopsida; Proteales; Proteaceae. Gene Ontology annotation, biological process: electron transport chain. The record is from RefSeq and is a predicted model, not a curated record. Gene Ontology annotation, cellular component: mitochondrial inner membrane. The coding region runs from base 68 to 2059 and encodes 663 amino acids. Gene Ontology annotation, molecular function: iron-sulfur cluster binding; electron-transferring-flavoprotein dehydrogenase activity. The transcript is spliced from 18 exons.
GCUCCCGUUUCCUAACUCAUCCUGAAGAACGUUUCAGUUACCUCAUUGAGAUAGCUUCAGAGCGACCAUGGUUGGAUUCCUAUCCGUCUUCCACAAAUCUAAAAAUAGAACCAGCUUUAGAGUCUCCUCCGUUAUACAAAACACUUCAUCUAAAUCCUAUUACAGAAAUGCCCAUCUGUCUAAUUCAAUUAAUCCAUCUAUUUCCCCCUCAAUUCCUCCCAAUUUCGGUUCCACAAUAACUUCAACUGUGUUUUCUACACUUGGGUUUCUAUCGAAACAUCCGAACUUCUCCAAUCUAACAAAAAGAGGAACUUGGUUGUCCUUAUUUUGCGUUUUGGGUGAAUCUAGGAUUUUCUCAUCUGGUUCCCUUCUGAACCGGACCAGUUCUAGAAACCCGAUCAGUAUUGGAGGACUGAGAAGCUUCAGUACUGAAUCUUACCGGGAAUCAAUAAACUAUGAUAUUGUUAUUGUGGGAGCGGGACCUGCUGGGCUGUCAGCUGCGAUCCGGUUGAAGCAGUUGUGCCAAGAAAGGGGUGUUGAUUUAUCAGUCUGCGUGGUUGAGAAAGGUGCCGAAGUGGGUGCACAUAUCGUAUCAGGGAAUGUUUUUGAACCUCGGGCACUAGAUGAACUUCUUCCUCAAUGGAGACAGGAGGGGGCCCCGGUCAAUGUUCCUGUUUCUGAUGACAGAUUUUGGUUACUCACGAAGGAUCGUGCUUUUUCACUUCCAUGCCCAUUUGAUAAUGACGGCAACUAUGUGAUCAGUUUGAGUGAGUUAACACGUUGGAUGGGAAGGAAGGCGGAUGAAUUAGGAGUCGACAUAUACCCAGGCUUUUCGGCUAGUGAGAUUUUAUAUGAUGGAAAUGACAAGGUUGCUGGGAUUGCAACUAAAGAUAUGGGUGUUGCUAAAGAUGGUUCAAAAAUGGAAAACUUUCAGUGUGGUGUUGAACUGAAAGGUCAUAUUACACUUCUUGCUGAAGGAUGUCGAGGUUCAUUAUCAGAGAAAAUAAUGAGACAUUACAAGUUGAGAGAAAAAGUAAAAGCACAACAUCAGACAUAUGCUCUAGGCAUAAAAGAGGUGUGGGAAAUUGAUGAAGGGAAGCAUAAACCUGGUUCUGUGCUUCACACACUGGGAUGGCCACUUGACAGUAAAACCUAUGGUGGAUCUUUUUUGUACCACAUGAAGGAUAGACAGGUUUCAAUUGGCCUUGUGGUUGCAUUGGAUUAUAAAAAUCCUUUCUUGAAUCCAUAUGAAGAAUUCCAGAAAUUCAAACAACAUCCUUGUAUUAAACCUCUAUUGGAAGGUGGAACUGUUCUCCAGUAUGGUGCUCGGACUUUGAACGAGGGUGGUUUUCAGUGUAUUCCAUAUCCAGUUUUUCCGGGUGGAGCAAUUAUUGGAUGUUCUGCUGGGUUCUUAAAUGUGCCGAAAAUAAAGGGAACACAUACUGCAAUGAAAUCAGGAAUGCUAGCAGCAGAAGCUGCAUUUCGUGUGAUUAAUGAAGGUAUUAGUAUGGAAACAUAUUGGGAUAAUUUGAGGAAGUCAUGGAUAUGGGAAGAACUCUAUAGAGCUCGUAAUUACCGCCCGGCAUUCAAGUAUGGGCUGAUCCCAGGUGUGGUGUUUUCUGCCAUAGAGCACUACAUUUUGAGGGGAAGGUCCCCACUGACGCUGAAACAUGGAAAACCUGAUCAUGAAGCAACAGAUGCUGCAAGAUUACACACUCCUAUUCAGUACUCCAAGCCAGAUGGGUUGGUUUCAUUUGAUGUACCAACUUCUCUCUACAGGAGCAACACAAACCAUGAACAUGACCAACCAGCCCACCUUCAUCUGAAGAACCCCAGGAUUCCCGAACUUGUCAAUCUGUCAGAAUUUGCUGGACCUGAGUCACGUUACUGUCCAGCACGUGUAUACGAGUAUGUCUCAGAUGAGAAAGGCCAGCAGAAGUUGCAAAUCAAUGCUCAAAAUUGCCUGCACUGCAAGGCAUGUGAUAUUAAGGACCCAACACAGAAUAUUGAGUGGACAGUGCCAGAAGGAGGUGGUGGUCCCGGUUAUUCACUCAUGUAGAUCUUCCCUUUUUUGUUAGUUCAUAUUCUUGUAAAAGUAAUAAACUUCAGAUCUUGUCGAAAAUAAUGAUAAAUUAAGAGCUUCAGAUCUUUCUUAUGGACACUUUCAUAACUAGUUUACUUCGCA